AAUUCAGAAAGUUGUCCGUCCAUGUUAAGAUAUUCUUGCUUUAGAGACUAUUUGUCUUGAUUUUUAAAAUAGCUGAGCCAUGAUUAAACUAUUUUCGCUUAAACAACAGAAAAAAGAAGGCGAAGGCUCGAAGAGUGGAACAAAAAGGGCCUCAGCAGCACAGUUAAGGCUACAGAAAGAUAUCAGCGAACUUUGUUUACCCAGAACAUGUCAGACAGAAUUCCCAGACCCUGAUGAUCUUCUAAAUUUCAAGUUAAAUAUUUCACCAGAUGAGGGUUUCUACCGAUAUGGAAGAUUUGUAUUUAGUUUUAAGGUUGGACCUGGAUAUCCUCAUGAUGCUCCAAAAGUGAAAUGUGAAACAAAGGUUUACCAUCCCAAUAUUGACCUGGAAGGAAACAUCUGUUUAAAUAUUUUAAGAGAAGACUGGAAACCUGUGUUGACCAUUAACUCCAUAAUCUACGGAUUACAAUAUCUUUUCUUGGAACCAAACCCUGAUGAUCCUUUAAACAAAGAAGCAGCAGAGGUACUGCGAACAAAUCGACGACUCUUCGAACAAAAUGUCCAAAAAGCAAUGAGAGGGGGUUACGUAGGAAGCGUGUAUUUCGAACGAUGUCUAGUGAAAUAGUAUCAUUAAAACAACCAAAUAAAAUAACAAAAAAAUAAUUUGGCAGAAAUGUAUUUAAAAACCAAGCAAUGUAUUUAGGAUGGCACUAACAAGGACGGACAGACUAAAAGUAUUAGUAGAGUUCUAGACCAGCAACUUAACCAUGAAUAAUAUGAUUGUUACGAUAUUUUUAUUACAAUACUUGUGAUGUCUUGUAAAUACACAACUGUACUUUUCAGAUUAGGGAAAAACAAAGCUUCAUUUACAUCUCAAA
Messenger RNA from Actinia tenebrosa (Australian red waratah sea anemone), 878 nucleotides. Its product is annotated as NEDD8-conjugating enzyme Ubc12. The record is from RefSeq and is a predicted model, not a curated record. Lineage: Eukaryota; Metazoa; Cnidaria; Anthozoa; Actiniaria; Actiniidae.